GACCGUCUGUCAAGUUAACAUAACCCAAUUGAUUUGCUUUUCGUCCAAGCUUAAAAAGCUUGGCCAAUAUCAUCUCAUCUUCCUCCGUGAUUUCUGGUUUAGCUUUUUGCAGAGAAAACCCUUGCCUCUCAGCGAUCGAUCUGAAGAAUUUCAUCAGAAACUUUCUUGCCAGCGGCUGUAGCAAACAUACAAAGACGGUGUCAUUUCUUGUGUAUUUCUAUUGCAAAGAAGAUGAACACACUUAUAUCUAUCUGUCAGGCGUUAACUGUUACAGUUGGUGUUUAUUAAUGCUGUCGGCAAGUCCACUAUCUUUAGGACUAACAAGGCGUUAGAGUUGCAGUUGACUUUUUCUUUCAAGGUUAUAGGUUUAGCGUUGUUAAUAUCUAGAAAUGGAACCCAGGAUCCCCAAGGUGUUGGAUAGUAGGUGUGAAGAUAGUUUCAGUAACAAGAGGAAGCGCUAUGCUGCAUAUGUUACCGGAAAGUUGCAAGAUGAGCCGCAGAGCCAAGUCCCUGACAAAAGAAGGAAGUUGGAAGGCGUUUACGAGACUCGCUCUGGGAAGUCUCUGGUCAGAUACUACUCUUAUUUUAAGAAGACGGGGAUUGCGAAGCGUGUUAUGAUCUACGAGGAGGGUGGUUGGAAUGAUUUGCCUCAUCAGAUUAUCUCUGCCAUUCAGAAUGAGUUGGAUGAGAAGAGGGCAGCGAUUGAGUUUGAGUGGUGUGGUCAUCAUUUUCUUUUGGAUUUCUUGCAUAUGCAUAGGCUAGAUUUGGAAACGGGAGCAAAGACUCCACUUGCAUGGAUUGACAUUGGAGGCAAAUGUUUUUUCCCUGAAAUUUACGAUUGCUGCAAUCAGAACUGCUUUGAGAAUUCGAAACAGUAUGCUCCGCGUGAGAUCAAGCUGCACCUUGAGAUUGAUGUUAAUGGUGGGGGGUCACCGAGGUUAAAUCUGGAGGAGUCUGGUGACAGUAUGGGUUAUGUUCCAGCAGAGGAUAGCUGCAGCCGCAAGAUUGAAGCUGCUGUUUCUAACUGGAAUGAGACGGACGCUACUAUAGCAGUCUCGCCUGCCGGAGCCGAAGGACUUGAUAAAGAUGCCGUAAAGAAAAUGUUUGCUAUAGGUACAGCAUCUCUAGGGCAUGUAGCAGUGCUGGAUGUGGGGCGUUUUUCCAGUGAGAUUGCUGAAGCUCGUUUAGGGCUUUUCCAAAAGCAGGUUGAGAUCACUAAGAAACAUCGAGGGGAUGCAAACGUUAGAUACGCAUGGCUUCCUGCAAAAAGGGAAGUUCUUUCUUCGGUUAUGAUGAAGGGACUUGGCGGAGCAUUUGUUAGAAAGUCCAUCUACGGUGUUGGAAUACAUCUAACUGCUGCAGACUGCCCUUACUUCAGUGCUAGGUACUGUGAUAUUGACGAAAAUGGAGUACGGUACAUGGUUUUAUGCCGUGUAAUAAUGGGGAAAAUGGAGCUUCUUCGUGGUGAUAAAGCACAGUUUUUCUCUGGUGGGGAAGAAUAUGACAAUGGAGUUGAUGAUGUCGAGAAUCCGAAGAAUUACAUUGUCUGGAACAUGAAUAUGAACACUCAUAUUUUCCCGGAAUAUGUUGUUAGGUUCAAGCUGUCUGAUCCAACGAAUGCUGAAGGUAAUUUGGUUGCUAAGCAUGAUAACUCAGGCGUCACUUUGGAAGGACCCAAGGAUCUUCUUCCUCAGUUAGACUCAAACGGACCUGAAGGGUGUUCAGGGAGUGCAAGCAGUGUCUGUUUAAGCACGACAAAACCCAAAUCUCCAUGGAUGCCUUUUCCUACUCUGUUUGCAUUAAUCUCACAUAAGGUUCCAGAGAAAGACAAGCCUUUCAUCAUCGCUGAUUACCAACAACUGAGGGAAAAAAAGAUGACGCGAGCAGAGUUUAUAAGGAAACUGCGGGGGGUUGUAGGAGAUGAUCUGCUUAGAUCAACCUUAACAGCUCUUGAAAACCAGCACAAGUUAAAGGAGAUUCCUGGAAGCAUGAGAGACCAUGCAGGUGGAGGUGCUUUGUAAAGUAAAUUGGGAUGGGUGAUACGAUGAUGGCGAAUAUCAAAAGGAAGCUGCUCUACCUACCUUUGUGGUUCUCCUUUUGUUGACACAAUGAAUCUUUUUUAUACUUUUAGUAACCUUUGGUUUCUGGGUCUGUCUUGGUUGGGGGUUGGACUUGAAUGUGCCGACUAUUCUGUCGUGAAAGAUCCUACUUAUUUACUAUUAUUAGCUGCAAAACAUUGUUGCGGAAGUCGUUUUAGUCUUUACAAAUAUUUAUUUGGUCG
Molecule: messenger RNA, 2281 nt
Organism: Raphanus sativus (radish)
Lineage: Eukaryota; Viridiplantae; Streptophyta; Magnoliopsida; Brassicales; Brassicaceae
Product: inactive poly [ADP-ribose] polymerase RCD1
Exons: 8
Coding region: 390-2021 (543 amino acids)
Molecular function (GO): NAD+ poly-ADP-ribosyltransferase activity
Source: RefSeq, a predicted model, not a curated record